CAAUGGAACAUUUAUUGGAUGCCAUCCGCCGUUGUCGCAUUGAAGAAGAAGAUUUAUAGGUUUCACUUACUUCCGGGUGUCAGCUGUGCGUACAUUUUUUUGCAAUGAGUUUUGAGUGGCCUUGGCAGUAUAAUUUCCCUCCGUUUUUUACGUUACAACCCAAUGUUGACACCAGACAGAAACAGCUUGCAGCAUGGUGCUCCCUUGCUCUCUCCUACUGCCGCCAUCACAAGCUCUACACUUUGGACAUCAUGGAAGUCCAAGAGUGCCCUGUGUUCAACCACAAGAAUAUUGAUAGAAAACUAUCAACGGAGGCCAUACUAAUUGUUUUUGAGGAAUUGAGGAAAAAAGGGAACCUGGAAUGGUUAGACAAGAACAAGACACAGUGUCUAGUCAUGUGGAGGAGGCCAGAGGAAUGGGGCAAACUAAUUUACCAGUGGGUCUCUAAAAACGGUAUGGUCAAUACGGUGUUUACACUCUACGAGCUCGCCAACGGUGACGACACAGAAAGCGAAGAAUUCCAUGGGCUGGAGGAGUGGAUGCUGAUUCGCUCGCUGCAGGCCCUGCAGACGGACGGCAAGGCAGAGGUCAUCACCAUGGAUGACGGGAAGGGGGUCAAGUUCUUCUGAAGUAGCAUUGCAUUGUGGGAUUGAUCAAGGUCUCAACUCAGAUUGGGAACCUUUAAUCCUGAUAGACUGUGAGGGUUCUGCUAGCCUGUUCCCAAAUCUGUUUGUGUUGUCCUGCUAACUCAUGUGGUCAUUGGUGUGACACAGGAUGUGGCAAGACAGUGCAAACAGAUCUGGGACCAUGUUAAUAGGGAUACUGCUGUUUAAAAGGCUAUUAUUUGCACCUCUGCACCCAAUCCACCUGCUUGAUGAGAAUAAUAGUCCAUUUUUGGUUCCUCAUAAAUUGAAAGCAUUUUCUUAUUGGAAGAGAACCAAUCUAGAUAGUAAAUUGACAUUUUAGUAAUUUAACAGAUGCUAUUAUCCAUUUGCAAGAGCAGUUUAGGAGAUGACUUUAUUUUGACUACUGUGGUAGUUACCUGGGACUUUUGAUGUGGGCAGGUGUUCUGACAGACAUGUGUCUCAUAAUUCAGGGGAGCCAGUCCUAUACAUGUUUAGCUAUUAUUGGAGAGAAACUUUCCCCACAAUCUAUCUUCCCCUUACUGUUUUGUAUUUAGAACUCAUUUUUAUUCUCACCUUCCUGGUUAAUAACACAUUUACUUGCAGCGAUGUGGUGCGGCAGAGCUGGGGACUUCUGCCCUCCUGUUUUAUUGCUGUUCCUCUUUACCAGAAAUUCCAGUCAAGACACCCUAGAUACAUUUGGGAAGUUUGAAAACCCCAGGAAGAGGAAGCAGAUUCUUGGUUUAGUUCAGCUGUUAUAAUGGUGCUGGAUGUCUCAUGCAUAGACUGACUGCUGUAAACCCUUAGUACAGAACCUAUGACACUGUCUCUGUGUUCUAUUGAACCUCUUUUUUUAAUGUAUUUUUACUAGUGGAAUACUGUAAGAAAUAAAUUGAAUAGAUAGAGUCCUACUUGCAGUUAUGAUUGAGGACAAUGUUGUACGUUAAGGAUUUGAGCGCCAAUUUUUUAAAAUAUAUUUUUUAUUUUACUAGGCAAGUCAGUUAAGAACUAAUUCUUAUUUUCAAUGACGGCCUAGGAACAGUGGGUUAACUGCCUGU
This is a messenger RNA of Oncorhynchus gorbuscha (pink salmon), 1681 nucleotides long. RefSeq names its product vacuolar protein-sorting-associated protein 25-like. Gene Ontology annotation, molecular function: protein homodimerization activity; structural molecule activity. Lineage: Eukaryota; Metazoa; Chordata; Actinopteri; Salmoniformes; Salmonidae. Bases 105 to 629 code for a protein of 174 amino acids. The record is from RefSeq and is a predicted model, not a curated record. Gene Ontology annotation, cellular component: ESCRT II complex. The transcript has 6 exons. Gene Ontology annotation, biological process: protein transport to vacuole involved in ubiquitin-dependent protein catabolic process via the multivesicular body sorting pathway.